AAGAGAGAGAGAGAGAGAGAGAACAGUGGGGGAGAAAGAGAAGGCUUUUCUUCUGCUGCAUUUGUUUGCGUGCCGGUGAGUACCCGGCUGUGUAACUUGAUAGGAGCCCCUGGAUUGGGGUAAGGGAAUGUCGGACUGCAAUGGAGCAGAAUGCAAUCCAGUGGUUGGGCGCCCCCUGCUGCCUGCGCGGCUCCUUUGCUUUCUACAAGUCCUUCACCUGCAGUGCCCAGGAUGGUCGCCGGGCGGCGGUGUGGAGGCUCGGGGAGUUCUACUUCGUACGCUGUGCGCCCCAGGAACCCGCGUGCAUUGCCGAGCUCACUUUGCUCUGGGAGGACCGGGAGCAGCGCCACCAGCUGGCCAGUUCACGGCUCUACUUUCUACCUGAAGACACGCCAAAAGGGCGCAUGGGAGAGCAUGGGGAGGAUGAGGUGCUGGCCGUGUCGAGGAAGAUCGUGAUCCGCGUGGAAGACCUGGUCAAGUGGGCGUGUCUUGAGCCGGCAGGGUGGAAGGCGAGGGGCUACAAUCACAGCAUGAGGAGCGGCCUGAAUGGGGAGGCCGAGUCACCCAAAGACGACCCGCAAGGCGACAAGGCUGACGAGUCCCAGGAUCAGAGGCACGUGAAGGUGCUCAGCUACCCCCAGUACUGCCGUUUCCGCUCGCUACAGCGCCGCAUCCAGGACCGGGCCGGGGCCCCUUUGGACCCGCACCUCCUGGCCCUGGGCGGGAUCCGGGCGGCUCUGCGCCACACGCGGGUGCUUUACUGCCGGGACACCUUCAACCACCCGACGCUGGACAGCAAUGCCAGCGUGUGGACCCGGCUGGGGUGCACCUCUCUCAGCCUGAAGGGCCGGGCCCGCAAGCGUCGUGGUCGUGACGGAAAGGGCCCCGAAUCUCAGAACCACAGCCAGUCGGUAGCUUCCUGGAUCGACAAAAUGAAGGAGAGCGUGAUGGGCAGUGUGGAGCUGCCAUGGGAGGGGGGCUGGCUCCCCCACCCCGAGGAGCAGCACUUUCUGGACCAGCUUUACCUCUUCAUGGAGAGUAGAGGGUCUCCUAUCAACAAGGUGCCCAACCUGGGCUUUAAGAAGAUCGACCUCUUUCUGCUCUACUCCGUCGUGAAGAGGCUCGGAGGUUAUGAGCAAGUGACCACGCAGCGGCUCUGGAAGCAGGUGUAUAAUGAGCUGGGGGGGAGUCCGGGCAGCACCAGCGCUGCCACCUGCACCAGGAGGCACUAUGAGAAGCUCAUGCUGGCCUACGAGCAGCAUUUAACUGGAAGCGGUGGGGGGAAGCCAGGGCCCCAGCGGGCCCCAGCAGCGGCUCCGUGCGGGAGCGGCGAGCAGCAGAAGGCGAGGGCGCCCCCUGUCGUUCACAAGAAGAGAGUUGGCGGCUCACCCUGUCAGGAGGGCAAGGUGGGAGCGAAGGGCGUGGAGGUUCGGAGGAGGGGUAGACCAAACCGGCGGCAGGUUCGAGCCACGGCGAAAGCCCGGCAGUUGGGGACCUCCCCUCCGAAGGCCUGUCCCCCCUACUCCCAGGGCACGCCCCCCCAGGACAAACCCCUCCAGCCUCCCCCUAUGCCGCUGCAGCCUGGAUUCCCCUCUGCGCCAGAUGCAGGAGCCCACGGGGCAGUGGGGGGGGUGCAACCUGCAUCCUUACCCCCCCUUCAGCCAAAAACCGAGCUGGCUCUCGGACCCCUCUCCCUCCACAAAGGCUUCCACCCUCUUGAGCUAUUCAAGGCCCACCUGGGGCUGAGUGGUGAGGAGUGCCUCAGCUCUGCUCCCCAGCCAGUGGGCUCCGCUCUUCGGCCCCCUGUCCUGUUCAUCCAGGCCAAAGCGGGCAUCCCCGCUGAAAACGGCGGGGCUCAGAUCGGAGGACCAGUUGAUGCUAGGAGUCCAAUGGGAUCAUUCCAGAUCAUUCCGCUCGACAACUUGCAGGUACGAAAGCUCAUGCGGGCCCGGAUGGGCCCCUCCGAGCUGAACUCCUUCACCAGGAAGCUGUUGGCCCAGGACCUCAGCAAGGUCUGCAGACCCUCUUGCCCCCAGCCUGGGGCACCGGAGCAGCUGCUGCCCCUCAACCUAAGCAAGCGUGGGAGUGUUGAUUCUGAGCGACCCGAUGACAUGGCUAAGAAGAUGAGAUCAGACUGGGCCAGCUCCGGUGGCCCCGGGCUGGGCCUCAAGGUGACCAUACCCGGCAUACUGGCUCCACCGACCCAGGAGGAGCCGGCGGACUUGAGCUCUCCCAGACGUGCUAGAGCCUGUGUCCAGGAAUGGGCCAACCGCUCCGCUGGGUCAGGCGGUACCACAGGGGUCGCAGAAAGCUCGGCCGAGGUGCAGGGACACCCGGAGUGUGUGAAACCAGAAAACGACCGCGUUGAUCCGCGAGGUUGUCCCAGUAACAAGAUGACUGAUGUCAAAAUGUCCCCCCCCGAAACACCUCCCAACCCCUGUCUGGACCGGAUCUGCUGGCCCCCACCCCGAUGUGGCUGCGUGGACGCACACGCAGCCGUACCGUACCACUGAACUCAUAACACACAGAGCCCCCCCCCCCCAAUCUGAAUGCACAUAUAAAUAAUUAUUCUAAUAGCCGCUGUCUGUUUUUAUAAAUUAUUUCAUAGAUGUUUUGAUCCAAAGCAACUUGGUUUUAUAUUUUUGGAUGUUUAUACUAUUGCGAUUCAGGUUUGAAGAUUCUUCCUCAUAGUUACUGAAGCCCUUCCUGGGACUUGAACCAGUAACCUACCGGGAACAAGCUUUCACCGCCGUGCCACCCAUGGCUAGCCUUUGCUGUACUGUUCAUCGUUUGACUUUCCUGCUCGACAGUGAGUCGGCCCUUAAACAAGGACCUCGUUCAUUAAGGUUCCUCUUUCUCCUGUAAGGGUUACUCUUUUUUUAAAAAAAAAAAAAUAAUAUCACUGUAUAAAUUUGUCUGUGGCCCAGAUAUCGUUAUUUCCAAUUUAGGUUGCCCUCAGGGCCGUCUGUACUCACGUGUGAGGCCGGUACAGAUAUAGGUGGGCUGCCUCGAUAUUUGGUGAUACAUGUGGCGUUUCUUCACAUAACUUGCAUCCUGCUGUAAGGACAUUUUGUGGUUUGAGUUAAGAGCAAAUAACCUGCCCAACCACAACGACUCACAGGUCCUGUAAGCUCCUUGCAUUUCAAUUCCUGUUUCAAGAUUAGGCAGAGAUUGUGUUAUGUGUGUGUUUUUUUUUUAUUUUUUAUUAACAACUCAGUACAACACUGCUGGUCUCCCGCAUGCUGAACACAGACAUUUGUAUUUAUAACCGUUAUUUAUUGGUUAUAUCUUAAGGCCACGUUCUGCCGAUUGCCACGAAGUUGGACAAUGGUGUCGUUGAUUGGAGAAAUGCGUAACUUAACGUAACUUAUUUAUUCUUCAUUGAGUUUUACGCACUUAAAUAUUUAUUCCCUUCAUGCCAUCCUCGCGCGUGCGCUCCUUUUCGUGCAGUGGCGGGGGGCCGUUAUGACUCCGAGCUCGUGUGCGGUCUAACCGCGAGGCAAACUCAGCCGCAGCAAUUAUGGUUUACAACUUAACGUUAAGAACGCUAUUUGACUAUACAGGCUCCGCUAACAUGCUAGCGGAGGCUUGAAGGUAGACAUACUGCUUAAUAUGUAUAAUUAUUAUUUUGAAGUAACGUACUACUUUACAGUAAUUUUCAGAUAGAAAAGAGUUAUUCAAGAGUUUGAUUUAAAUGCCAUACCUGUUUUCCUUUUCAGCUCACGAACUAUUUCUUAUUGUGUGAUUUAUGUUUAUUUUGUAUUUAAACUCUUUAUUUAAUAUUUCAAGUUGUAGCCUUUUGGUGUUUUUUUUUUUUUAAUUGUCCGUUUAUGUUCAGUUAUGCAUGUGAUUGAAAGUGGGAUUGUGUGCGUUAGUCAGUGGGAUAUAACUGAGUUACGAUAUAGAUUUAAUAGUACCAGGUCAAAACAAGCCAGGAGAUCUCAAAAGCCGAGGUGUGUUACAGUAUACAUGGUUUUUUUUUUUUUACACGAUUACUUUUCACUACUUGAACAACAGACACUAAUUUUGGACAAUCUGCAUCUCUCUAAACCUGUGUAUCAGUAUGUUCCCCUUUCGCCUACAUUCCUUUCUUGUACAGACAAAGACUCGCCCGAGUUCGUUGGACUCGCGGGCCCACGGUUAUGCAAUAUGUAACAGUCGUCAACGUUUAAAAUUUUGUUAAAAGGUGGUUAUUUUUAUGUGCAUUAACACUGUAUAUUUAUAUUAAAUUUUUAUCUGUU
This is a messenger RNA of Brienomyrus brachyistius, 4241 nucleotides long. RefSeq lists its product as uncharacterized. Bases 141 to 2513 code for a protein of 790 amino acids. Gene Ontology annotation, cellular component: nucleus. Gene Ontology annotation, biological process: regulation of transcription by RNA polymerase II. Gene Ontology annotation, molecular function: transcription cis-regulatory region binding. The record is from RefSeq and is a predicted model, not a curated record. Lineage: Eukaryota; Metazoa; Chordata; Actinopteri; Osteoglossiformes; Mormyridae. The transcript has 10 exons.